This is a messenger RNA of Aphanomyces astaci, 1304 nucleotides long. RefSeq lists its product as hypothetical. The transcript is spliced from 4 exons. Gene Ontology annotation, molecular function: heme binding; iron ion binding; oxidoreductase activity, acting on paired donors, with incorporation or reduction of molecular oxygen. Bases 9 to 1304 code for a protein of 431 amino acids. The record is from RefSeq and is a predicted model, not a curated record. NCBI's taxonomy places the organism in Eukaryota, Oomycota, Saprolegniomycetes, Saprolegniales, Verrucalvaceae.
AUACGGUCAUGUUGUCGGACCCCAAGGCCCUGCAGCAUGUGCUAGUGACCCACGCCUCCAACUACCCCCGACACCCCAUCAUUCGAUCAUAUUUGGGGGACAUUGUGAUGGGCGAGGGGCUUGUGAGCUCGGAAGGAGCCAAGCACGACGCCCAGCGCAAGAUGCUGAAUCCGCACUUCACUGCCGCCCAAGUCAAAGGGUUUGUCAAAGUGUUUGAGCAACUCGCCACGCGUUGCUGCGCCACUAUAUUGGAGGCAGCUGCCACAGCCCACACACGACUUGACAUGGCCUCAGUGCUGCAAACGCUGACGCUGGAGAUCAUUGGUCAAGUGGCGUUCGGUUUUGACUUUCACGAGCACCCGGAAGCGCUGGGCGCGUACCAGCAGCUGCAGCUGGCGCCCAGUCCGCUCCUGCUCAUCGGGAUGUUUUCCGUUCCCGGGUUUAUCCACUGGCCACUUCCACCUCUGCGACGCCGUCGGGCGGCGAAAAAUGUGCUCGCGACUGUCAUCUCGGACGUGAUCGAGCACAAGCUGGCCAGUGUCAACCCAAGCAGCCACGAUGACAACCACCAAGACCUGCUGGAUCGCAUCCUCACUGACCCAACCUCCACGACCAACCACGACGCGGUCACGCAUGUGAUGACGUUCAUGACCGCUGGACACGAAACCACCAGUUCAUCCCUGGCAUGGGUACUGGUGGAACUCGCAGCGAGACCUCUGGUCGUGGCCAGAAUUCGCCAGGAAGUGCACACUCUGACCAGCGUCUCAGACCAUGCGACGACGUCCCCACUUGCGACGUGGGAGGGCAUUCAUUCGCUCAAGUAUACGCAGGCCGUAAUCCAAGAAACCAUGCGACUGCACAGUGUGUUCUUUCAACUGGCGCGUCGAGUCGCUGAACAGGACGACAACGUUCCGUUAUGUGACGGGGCGACUUUGCCCCUGCCAAAGGGUACGUCGAUUAAUGUGUUGACGUCGGCCAUGCACUUGAACCCCAAGUCAUGGACAAACCCAACGGAGUUUACGCCGGAGAGAUUCAUGCAAGACACGCCGGAGUGGGCGGCAGACGCAACCCUCCGACAGUCGAAAUCCCACGCGUUCGUGUACAUGCCGUUCAGCAUCGGGAGCAAAAACUGCAUCGGCCACCGGUUUGCGAUCGCAGAGUUGCUCGUGAUCGUCGCCACGUUCGUCCAGAACUUUGACUUUGCACUCACGGACAAGGCCAACGUACGACACUUGUACAACGCCAUGACAGUCGUGCCGGCAAAUUUGGAAAUGACUGUCUCUCGGGUUUCGACUACUAGUUAA